Molecule: messenger RNA, 1359 nt
Organism: Jatropha curcas
Lineage: Eukaryota; Viridiplantae; Streptophyta; Magnoliopsida; Malpighiales; Euphorbiaceae
Gene: SGP1
Product: Ras-related small GTP-binding family protein
Molecular function (GO): GTPase activity; GTP binding
Source: RefSeq, a predicted model, not a curated record
GACUGUUUGGGCAUAGCAAAAUAAUACCGGUCAACCGUCUCCUUCUAUAACACAAAGAAAUAGAGUACCUUCCUACCUUUGGCUUAAUCAGGUUAGUUAAAAGAAAAAAAACCAGACAUCCCAUAAAACAACACAGAUACACAUACAUACAUAAGGCACAUGUACUAUGAAAAAGCUUGAAGCAAACCUAUUCUUGUUUCGUUUUCAUGGAGAAAAUUGUUGUUCAUGAGAAAAUGACACAGAUUUGUCGAAAAAUUGUUCAUGUAAAUAUCAGGUGGAGCUUUUUUGAACGUGUAUCAGUUUUUAGACAGUUUUUUCAGUUUCUUUGGGACAGGAUUCUUGCUUGUUCUAUAGGUAAGCCUAUUAGGUAUCGCCGGUUAACUCGCCGGCCUUCUUCUUCUUCUUCUUCUUCUCCGCCGCCAGAGGUUAUUGAAGCCGGUAGAUUGGACUCAUCAAUAGAUCCCACCACCAGUUUUAGUGGGUAUAGUACAGAUUCCGAUUUAGUCACUUUGAAGAUCAGUUUGCUGGGUGAUUGCCAAAUUGGAAAGACAAGCUUUGUGAUCAAAUAUGUUGGAGAUGAGCAAGAAAAGAAAAGCUUGGAGAUGACAGGAUUGAAUUUAAUGGAUAAAACAUUAUUUGUUCAAGGAGCAAGGAUUACAUUUAGCAUAUGGGAUGUAGGAGGUGAUAGUAGGUCACUUGAUCAUGUUCCCAUUGCUUGUAAAGAUGCAGUAGCAAUUCUAUUCAUGUUUGAUCUUACUAGUCGUUGUACUCUUAACAGUGUUAUUGACUGGUAUAAUGAAGCCAGAAAAUGGAAUCAGACAGCAAUUCCUAUACUAAUAGGGACUAAAUUUGAUGAUUUUGUUCAGCUUCCCCCAAAUUUGCAAUGGCCAAUAGUGACUCAGGCAAGGGCAUAUGCUAAAGCUAUGAAGGCAACCCUUUUCUUUUCAAGUUCUAAACAUAAUAUAAAUGUGAACAAGAUCUUCAAAUUUAUCAUGGCCAAGCUCUUUAACUUGCCUUGGACAGUAGAGAGAAAUUUGACAAUUGGAGAACCCAUUAUUGACUUCUAAUUUUCAUGUACAUAGGCAAAAAGGAGAUGAUUAAAGAAACAAAAACAAAAAAGAAAAAAGAAAAGAAGGAAGAAAAUUCAAGCUAAUCAGCAGCAGAUUGAUUCCUGCAGAGACCUUUUCUUUUUCUUUGAUUGUUCAUCUGUUGACAUUUUCUUUUUCUUUCUUCCUUUUAACUUUACUUGUGUAAGUAACAUGGUUGUAGCAUGGGAGUUUCUUGAUCCAAAUGAUAUAAAACAGGAGGUAAUUUUGUUUAUUAUAUUUUAUAAUGAGAAAAAAAUAUUUCUAAUUCUAA